AUGUCAGAGGGAGUCUAUCAAAACUCAGAUGGAUUUGAAGACGAUGAGCCUGAUGCAAUGAAGAACACAGACAUUGACGGCCAAUUAUAUGCCAACGUAAGAGCCUUCAAGUCCAGUACAAGAAAUGGAGUUGUUGCAUCUGAUGGAGUCACUGAUCAUCACAACUCAACAGAGAUAGACCAGCUACAGGACAGCAACAGCCUUCUGACUAAAAAGAGAGACCAGCUACAGAACAGUUACAACACCCUGACUAAAGAGAGAGACCAACUACAGACCCGUUACAACACCCUGACUAAAGAGAGAGACCAGCUACAGACCAGUUACAACACCCUGACUAAAGAGAGAGACCAGCUACAGACCAGUUACAACACCCUGACUAAAGAGAGAGACCAACUACAGACCCGUUACAACACCCUGACUAAAGAGAGAGACCAGCUACAGACCAGUUACAACACCCUGACUAAAGAGAGAGACCAGCUACAGACCAGUUACAACACCCUGACUAAAGAGAGAGACCAACUACAGACCCGUUACAACACCCUGACUAAAGAGAGAGACCAACUACAGACCCGUUACAACACCCUGACUAAAGAGAUAGACCAGCUACAGACCAGUUACAACACCCUGACUAAAGAGAGAGACCAGCUACAGAACAGUUACAACACCCUGACUAAAGAGAGAGACCAACUACAGACCCGUUACAACAACCUGACUAAAGAGAGAGACCAACUACAGACCCGUUACAACACCCUGACUAAAGAGAGAGACCAGCUACAGACCCGUUACAACAACCUGACUAAAGAGAGAGACCAGCUACAGACCAGUUACAACACCCUGACUAAAGAGAGAGACCAGCUACAGACUGAGAAAAAAAUUCUUAGUGAGAGGCUUUCUAAUCUCAGUGAGUAA
This is a messenger RNA of Oncorhynchus mykiss (rainbow trout), 909 nucleotides long. Lineage: Eukaryota; Metazoa; Chordata; Actinopteri; Salmoniformes; Salmonidae. The record is from RefSeq and is a predicted model, not a curated record.